AUGUCGUUGGACACGUUCUUGAGCAGAGGACGGGCACCGCCAAAGCUCAUCUUCAGAACGCCCCAGAACGCCCAGAACGCCGAAUCGCAGACACUGAACAUGGUCGGCGUCCCUGGGAGGUCCAAAGGAUGCAAUACCUGCCGCAGUCGAAAAAAAGGUGCCUUGUCUGUCUCACGGGCGUCUCCGCCCGUCCAUGAUGUCUCGCUGCACCCCGAUCUCGCGCGCUCGGCGUACGAGGUCAAGUAUCUUGAUCUCUUCUGGCGUGCGUACCUCCCCAGCGGCAAAGCCUUUACCCCGUAUGCAUCGGGAUACUCGAUCGGCGGCUGGACCGCUGUCGCUCGCGAUCUGUUUCACACGGACGGCGCGCUGAGGAAAGCACUCCUCGCAAUGUGUCUUGGGACGCUCGGUCGUAAUGGUGGCGAGCCGUGGAUGGUGAAGGAGGGCUUGAGGUCCUACACGCUGGCGUUAGGCCAGAUGACUAUUGGACUACGAUCGCCAGAAAAGAGGAGCUCGGAUGCCUUUCUGGUUGCGUCGAGGUUAAUGGGCCUGUAUGAGCUUUUCGUCGACAGCCGCAUGCACCUUAUCAUCACCGCCAUCAAGCUCCGGAAGCGCAACUUCCUCAGCUCUCCCGAGUGGAAGACAAUCCCGUGGACGAAUGCGGCCAAGCUGCCCAAAGACCUACUUCUGGACAUCUUCGUGGAUAUCCCCGGCCUUCUGGAGGACCUUGAUGCCCUUGCGCUGUGUGACGAUGCGGCGUCGAGACCAUUGCUCUACGCACGGCUGGUUGCCGAUUGCUGGCGUACAGACGAGAGAUUGGUCUCUUGGUUCGAGGAGCAAAGCCCCCGAGCCCAUCUCGAAGCCAUCAAGGAACGUGAAUACAAGGAACCCACCCCAGAAGACACGGCGGUUGCCAUGUCCAUGAGCUUGUAUUGGACCGCUUGCUUGCUCACGUAUUCCACUCUCAUCCUCGUUCUGACAUCCAAUCCGACAUCUCCGCUAGACGUUACUACCUUACCAGAGCGCAUGAGCCUCAACUCCUACUGCGCUGCCAUUGCCGACAUCCUCGAGAUCUUCUUCCAGCCCAGUUCUGGCAUCUUCAGCGUGCAACUCGUCCCCCUGCCCCUUGGUAUCGCGCUCUCUUACCUCGCGUCAACCCUGAAGCCGGGCAUGCCGCCCCCUCCGAAGCUCAAGAAGCUGCUCAGUUAUUUCACGCGGGGCGCAGGUGGGGCCUCUGUCGGAAGCUUCUUGCGAAGUAUGAUGCUCAAUGGCAUGGGCAAACUAAGCAACGCGUCCAAGUCGGCCAACGCUGACAGAUUCGAACGCGCAAUCAGCGGUAGGCCUACCCCUGACGACAUCAACAUCGGCGGAACUUAA
Molecule: messenger RNA, 1374 nt
Organism: Verticillium dahliae VdLs.17
Lineage: Eukaryota; Fungi; Ascomycota; Sordariomycetes; Glomerellales; Plectosphaerellaceae
Product: C6 zinc finger domain-containing protein
Exons: 6
Coding region: 1-1374 (457 amino acids)
Source: RefSeq, a predicted model, not a curated record